UCUAUUAUGAACUUUGUGUUUUUAUUACAGGUAGGGUAGCCGUGUUGGUCUGGGUCGAAGUAAAAUAAAAAAAUUCCUUCAGUAGCACCUUAAAGACCAACUAAGUUUUUAUUUUGGUAUGAGCUUUCGUGUGCAUGCACACUUCUUCAGAUGAACCGUCCUGAGAUCUUUAGAUAAAGGGCAGUAUUAAAUAAAUAUUUCAUACAUAUACAUAUAUAUAUCUGAGUAAUAUAAUAAUAUGACUCAGAGAGAGAGAGAGGUGUUUAAUUUUUAUAUUACCCAAUUUCCUUCAACUCAGAUGGGUAUACGGUAAAUAGGAAUAAUAGGCUGCAAUCCCAGCAUAGGUUUACAGCACAAAUCACAUUUUCCCCCGUCCUGAGAACCAAUUUCCUGAGAAUUGUAACUCUAGAACCGCAGCUCCCAGGAUUCAUUGGGGUGGGGGUAUAGAGGGAAAUAUAAUUUUUAAAAAAUAUAGUGUACGCCUUUUUUGUGUGCACGGCGGAACCAAUUGAAAAACAACAACCCAUCGACUUCGUGGCUUAUGUAGGAAGUGGGGGCGAGAAGAGAGGGAGAAAAAUAAAAGCUGGUUCUUUACCUUUAAGGGCAGACUAAACUAAUCGCUCGCUGAGCCGACUCCAUCGGCCCCACGGCAGAGGGCGGAAGUAACUCUGAAGCCACGAGGCGCUGCUGAUUCUGAGAGAGAGAGAGAGAGAGACAGAAAUAUCCCAGCCUUUGAAAUGGCGCAGCUUCAGGCUCGCUUUUUCACUGAGGACACGAAAUACAUAGUAGAUGAUGUUCCUUUCUCUGUCCCAGCUGCUUCUGAAGUUGCUGAUCUCAGUAAUGUUAUCAACAAAUUGCUGGAAGCAAAAAAUGAAGGCCACAAAUAUGUGGAAUUUGAUUUCCUUAUCAACGGACAGUUCUUGCGCAUGUCCCUGGUCAGGCACAUGGAAGUGGAAAAUAUCUCAACUGAAGAAGUAGUAGCCAUAGAGUAUGUUGAAAAAUACACUGCUCCUCAACCUGAAGAAUGCAUGCUGCAUGAUGAUUGGAUCAGUUCUAUUGAAGCUACAGAAGAAUGGAUUUUGACAGGCUCCUAUGACCAGACAUCUCGGAUUUGGUCAGUAGAAGGCAAACCCAUAAUGACGCUUGCUGGACAUGUAGAUGUGGUUAAAGAUGUGGCCUGGGUCAAAAAAGAUAGUUUGUCAUGCCUGCUGCUUAGUGCGUCUAUGGACCAGACUAUCCUGCUGUGGGAAUGGAAUGUAGAAAAGAACAAAGUGAAGGCCCUUCACUGCUGCAGAGGGCAUGCCGGAAGCGUAGAAUCUGUCGCUGUAGAUGGCUCAAGGACUAAAUUUUGCAGUGGAUCAUGGGAUAAGAUGCUAAAGAUCUGGUCUGCAGUGCCUACAGAUGAAGAGGAUGAAAUGGAAACGGAGGAGGUGGCAAACAGACCAAGGAAAAAGCAGAAAACUGAGCAGCUGGGACUAACAAGAACUCCUGUCACAACCCUCUCAGGUCAUACAGAAUCGGUCUCUUCUGUACUUUGGUCUGAUACAGAUGAAAUAUGCAGUGCUUCAUGGGACCACACAAUUAAGGUGUGGGAUGUUGAGACAGGGGGCCUCAAAUCCACUUUGACUGGAAACAAAGUGUUCAACUCUAUAUCCUACUCGCCAUUGUGUCGGCGUUUAGCCUCUGGAAGCACUGACAGACACAUUAGGUUAUGGGACCCUCGUACCAAAGAUGGUUCUUUGGUACUGCUUUCUCUUACCUCACAUACUGGCUGGGUGACAUCAGUGAAGUGGUCACCCACACAUGAGCAGCAACUCAUCUCUGGUUCUUUAGACAACGUUGUCAAACUCUGGGACACAAGAAGUUGCAAGGCACCUCUCUAUGACUUGGCUGCUCAUGAAGACAAGGUUUUGUGUGUGGAAUGGACAGAAGCAGGGUUGCUGUUGAGCGGUGGUGCAGACAACAAGCUCUAUUGCUACAGAUACCGAGCAGCCACUUCUGAUGAUGGAGCAUGAAAACAAAUGAAAGGAUCAUGAGAAUGAAGUCUUCUGUUUUUGCAACCUAUCAUACACAGCUGUAUAAAAUGUGUGAUUUAUGGUAUUAUAAAUCUUGCAUAUUAUACUUUGGGGCAACAUUAGUUUCCUGUUCUUUGUUUUGAGGCAAGGUGGCAGGUUAAGGCAUUUUUAUUUAAAACCUUCCCCCCCCCCCCCUACGCAAACCAUAUGAACUCGAGUUGGUCAAUUUUAACAGUUUAUGCCUUAUUAACAUGAUGCGUGUUUAUUAAAACUUUUUUUAUUUUGUGCAAGUAUAUUUAAGUUUUUAAGUUAAUCAUGAUAAUGAGCUUUCCACCUUCCAUUAGUUUCAGUGGGAACUUCAGAUGUCUCCCAUGAAAAAUCAAUUGAAGCUGUUGCCAGAUGGAGAAUGCUCAAUAUUUCAAUGAAAUAAAACUGAAGUGUUCCUUAACAUGGUUGUAAUGCCAUCUGACAUACUUUUUUAAAAAAAUUCAGGAUUUCUUUUUUGGACUAGGACCCAAAAGACAAGGGCUCAUUAGAUGGCCUCCAUGGCUGGAGGCAGUAUGCUUGAAUUGUAGGUAUGGAAAGUGCUGCUGUUACGUUUGGGUUCUUGCUUGUGGACUUGCCAUGGACAUUUGGUGAUUGAUUGAUUGAUUGAAUGAAUUUAUAUGCCACCCUAUACCCAGAGGUCUCAGAGCAGUUCACAGAAAAGAUAAGGGCCCCUAGGUUCUUAUCUGCAUUUCUUUAAGCAGCAGUUUGUUAUGCUGCAUAUCAGAUCAUUUUUAACCUGAAGAGGCAUGUUUAUAGCAUGAAGCUCUGUGGUUUAAAAAUGCUGGGUGGGUUUCAAAUUCCGGAAGGUAUAUAUUUUUAAAAAAACAACCCAGGGGUAGUGAACCAUUUAGGACUGCAGUCUGGUGAUUGGAAUGGCCCAUUAUUUUCCCUCUUGUUGGUAUCUUACCUGUCUUUGGAGACAAUGGAGUGUGCCUCCAGGGGUGAAGUCAAACUGCUGGAGAAUCACAGCAUCUGCUGUGGCUGCAGAGACCAGUAACUUGUAACUGCUGCCUCCUACGUUGCUUUUGCUGUGUUAGCAGCACUGAAGUGACCUCUGUGGGGUUCAAGCCUGGGCAGUGUGUUCUUCUUUCUUCUUUGGCAAUUGCUUGUGGCCUAGGGGCCUUCCAUGAACACGGUUUGAGCUGUGUGUCUGUAAGUGACUGUGGAGACCAAUUCUGGAUCCACACGUCCUUCAACAGCGUGGACAUAGGUUUCUGGGCAGGAGUUGAUCACGGUGAGGAUUUGCCAAACAUGCCUUCCUCUUAGCUCGUUUCUCCUUUUCGCCUUGAGUUCGUGCUCCUUCAAAGUCCAUGACACCUUUGGUAAAGGCUGUUCUCCAACAGGAGCUCUCACAGGCCAGUGCCUCCCAAUUGUCCCAAUUUCCCUGAUGCCAUCAGUACACUUACAGUGAGCAGCUGGAGGAGGGUGCCAGCAUUGGGGGCCUCUAGAAUAAGACCCCCCCCCCAGCAGGGUCUGGAAGUGCCUCUUCAGUUCCUGCGGGAAAAGAGAGUAGAGAGGUCGAGUGCUGGGUUAAAUCUUGCAAGGGUGCAAGAAAAAGAAAGAGCUGUGCAAAGGGAAGUCAAAGCAGAGGACAUACCUCUUUGUCGUCCUCCUUUUCUGCGCCCCCAAGAAUAGACUCCAUUGUCCUACGCAGGAUAGUACUGACCAUAUCGCAGCUGAAAUGGGGCUGGAGAGAGAAUGGGAAGAGUUUAGACACUGCCUCCUCACGUCUCCCUUGCUCCCUUCUCCCUCCUGC
Messenger RNA from Zootoca vivipara (common lizard), 3819 nucleotides. RefSeq names its product WD repeat domain 12 (gene WDR12). The record is from RefSeq and is a predicted model, not a curated record. NCBI's taxonomy places the organism in Eukaryota, Metazoa, Chordata, Lepidosauria, Squamata, Lacertidae. Gene Ontology annotation, biological process: maturation of LSU-rRNA from tricistronic rRNA transcript (SSU-rRNA, 5.8S rRNA, LSU-rRNA); maturation of 5.8S rRNA from tricistronic rRNA transcript (SSU-rRNA, 5.8S rRNA, LSU-rRNA); ribosome biogenesis. Gene Ontology annotation, cellular component: preribosome, large subunit precursor; PeBoW complex. Gene Ontology annotation, molecular function: protein binding.